UUUUCAUAGAAAUAUGGAAGUAUUUACAAACCCCAUGGCUUUCUCAAGUAACCUGAAGCGAGAUAUGAUCCAUGUUAAGAGAAAGAGGCCAACAAAAAGUGCCCAUGACCAUCCUCAUAACUGUUACAAUGAAAUAUCCAAGAAGAGCAAGAAGAAAACUUACAGGAUCUCUAGAAAAGUUGACCUACAGACCAUAAGGGAUCAUAUUGAUCCGGACUCUAUAGAGUCCUUCAUUGAUAAGGAAAGGACUUAUUCAACGUCCAAAAAUCUGUUGAAAAAUGUGAAAGACAAAAGCUUGAUCCAAGAACGGUCAAUUUGAGGUCAACUGGACUCAUUCCAUAAGGUUGCGAAAGAGCGAGAAAGGGUAAACUCAAAAUACUCACUCAAGAAUAUGUCCAAAAUACUUAGGAGCAAAUAUAAGCAAGGCAAGGGGCGGAGUUCAACCUCCUCAUUUAGAGAUCUGGGCUUGAAUGCUGUUUCAGGGCUUAAAAAGAAUGCUAAAGCUUUCAAAAACGAUAAAGAGAAGGUACCCAUCAGUGACGAACAGAUUGAUCACAUGAUCACUCGAAACAUGAGGCGCUUCAACAGUGAGAAUUAUGAUGAAGCCCCAAUUACAUAUGAAGAGAAAUUAAUGCAGUCUAAAUACUCCAGAUCUACCCAAAAGUACUAAGAGAAAGCAUGCAAAUUUUGGAGAAAGCAGAACAAAGA
This is a messenger RNA of Moneuplotes crassus, 708 nucleotides long. Lineage: Eukaryota; Ciliophora; Spirotrichea; Euplotida; Euplotidae. The record is from the annotation of a GenBank genome assembly.